Molecule: messenger RNA, 2022 nt
Organism: Brenthis ino (lesser marbled fritillary)
Lineage: Eukaryota; Metazoa; Arthropoda; Insecta; Lepidoptera; Nymphalidae
Source: the annotation of a GenBank genome assembly
AUGUGUGGAAUUUUUGCAUAUAUCAAUCAUUUGACACCGAAAACACGACGGGAGAUAUUGGAAUUGCUCGUGAAUGGAUUAAAACGCUUAGAAUACCGCGGUUACGAUUCUGCAGGAGUCGCUAUAGAUGCCGCUGAUCAGAAGGAUAUUGCUGUUGUGAAGAAAAGCGGCAAAGUAGCCGCUCUUGAGGAGCUAUUGCAAGAGCAAAGCCUCGAAUUAUGUGUUGAGGAAUCAGUGGAAUCGCAUUGCGGCAUUGCCCACACACGUUGGGCAACUCAUGGUGAACCUAGUGCAAUAAAUUCACAUCCUCAACGCUCUGGGGAAGAUAACUCUUUUGUAGUGAUCCACAAUGGCAUCAUUACUAAUUACAAAGAAGUCAAGACUUUUCUUGAAAAUAAGGGUUAUGCUUUUGAAUCUCAAACUGAUACAGAAGUUAUUGCUAAACUAAUUCACCAUAUUUUUAGUCAACAUAAGGACUUCAGCUUUCAGGAGCUUGUGGAGCAGGUAAUUCAACAACUAGAAGGAGCUUUUGCUCUGUGUUUUAAGUCUCGUUAUUUUCCAAAUGAAUGUGUAGCUACAAGACGUGGUAGCCCAUUGCUUGUGGGUAUAAAAACAAAAAGGCGUCUAUCAAGUGACCAUGUACCGAUUAUGUACACUAACAAUAAAGCUACAAGGGGUGUUGUGCCUUCAGUGCCUCGUGUAAACAGUCAUGCUCACUUUGAGCCAGAAGAGGAGAGAGAUGUGGAAUAUUUCUUUGCAUCUGAUGCUUCUGCUGUUAUUGAGCACACAAAUAGAGUACUUUACUUUGAAGAUGAUGAUGUAGCUCAUAUUAGAGAUGGUGUUCUUAGUAUUCAUCGUAUGUCUGGUAGCAGCUCUGACCCUCAUGAAAGAGAAAUUUUGACUCUGAAACUGGAAAUACAACAAAUUAUGAAAGGUAACUAUGAUUACUUCAUGCAAAAAGAAAUUUUUGAACAAUCUGAAUCUAUUGUUAACACUAUGAGAGGUCGUCUUAACUUUGCUAAUGGAACUGUGAUUCUUGGAGGAAUCAAAGAUUAUAUUCCGGAAAUUAAGAGGUGCAGAAGAUUGAUGUUGAUUGGUUGUGGUACCAGUUACCAUAGCGCUGUUGCUACUCGUCAGUUAUUGGAAGAACUGACAGAACUUCCGGUAAUGGUUGAGCUGGCAUCUGACUUUUUAGAUAGAAACACACCAGUUUUCCGUGAUGAUGUUUGUUUCUUUAUUUCUCAAUCUGGUGAAACUGCAGAUACUUUGAUGGCUUUACGUUACUGUAAAAGGCAUGGAGCCCUUAUAGUUGGUAUUACAAAUACUGUAGGAAGUUCCAUUUGUCGUGAGUCGCAUUGUGGAGUACAUAUUAAUGCUGGACCUGAAAUUGGUGUGGCUUCCACAAAAGCCUAUACAUCGCAAUUUGUGUCACUUGUCAUGUUCGCUUUAGUAAUAAGCGAAGAUCGCAUUUCACUACAAAAAAGGAGAGCAGAUAUAAUUGAAGGGCUUCAUGAGUUAGAUAUAAAAAUUCGUCAAGUAUUGGCAUUGGAUAGUAAAGUUAAAGCUUUAGCAGAGGAUUUGUAUCGACAGCGCUCAUUACUAAUUAUGGGUCGCGGAUACAAUUUCGCUACUUGUUUAGAAGGAGCAUUAAAGGUCAAAGAAUUGACUUACAUGCACAGUGAGGGUAUUAUGGCGGGAGAACUGAAGCAUGGUCCACUUGCACUUAUUGAUGAUUCUAUGCCAGUAAUGAUGAUAGUUAUGCGUGACCCUGUUUACACAAAAUGCAUGAAUGCACUACAACAAGUUACAGCUCGUCAAGGUCGACCAAUCGUUGUUUGCGAGGAAGGAGAUACGGAAACAAUGGCACUCGCGUCUCAGAUAUUAGAAGUUCCAAAAACAGUAGACUGCUUGCAAGGAGUACUUACUGUUAUUCCUAUGCAGUUACUUGCUUAUCAUAUAGCAGUCUUGCGAGGCUGCAAUGUCGACUGUCCAAGAAACUUGGCUAAAUCAGUUACAGUUGAA